GCAUGUUCCGCCGCGCGCGAUGUCUACCUACUAGUAGAACUUCCUUUGCUUUCUGUACUGUUACCGUCGACAUUACGGUUUCCAAAACUCCCUUUGUGGCAUUCCGAUAACCACCCUUGCCACUUCUCUCUCUCUCGUCUCGAUCCUCCACACCAGAGUCAUUGUUGCAGCUCCUUCUUCUCUACGGCAAUCCUUUCUACGGCUUCACUGCUUGUCGAAGGGGUGACAUGGCCGGCGUUCAAGUUGCUUUCCCUUGAGCUGGAUCUCGCAACGUUUGAACCUUGUAUUUUUUUUGGAACCAAAAGAAUAUUCCUUGGCUUCCUGGUCGCCUAUUCAUUUUUUAAAUUCCAUUCUUCUACGAUACCCAUCCUUCAUCCUUCAUUGCAGGACAACUCGACAUCAACAUGGAAGAGGCAAAGACACUCAUCAGGACCGCGGUCCGCACCUUUUUCCACCAACCCCGACAGAUCCUGAUCGUCGACGCCCUCAUGCUCCAUUCCGUCCUCGGCAUGGACGACCUUUCCGUCUUGUUGUCGGCACAACCCAAAGACAUCCGCAGCAUCAUGACUCCCCUCCGAAACGCCCGCCUCGUACAGACACACUCCCGCGUCGAAGUGCGCGUGGGGUCCCAACGCGGGAGCCCGCGGGAAUACUACUACUGUCCGUUCCACCCGGCGAUCGACGCGAUCAAGUACCGGAUCGCCAAGCUGCGCAAGAAGGUGGAGGCACUGUACCAACAGGACGAGACCAAACGCAAGGACUGGAGGUGUCCGCGCUGCAAGGCCGAGUACGACGAACUGGCCAUCCUCGACAAGGUGGGCGCCGACGGCUUCUACUGUGACCGGUGCGGGAGCACGCUGGUGCAGAACGAGCGCGCGACCGAGGACCGGGGCCACCACGAGAAGAUCAGGAGGGUCAACGACCAACUGAAGAGGUUCGACGACAUGAUCCUCAAGAUCGACCGGAAGGAUGUGCCCGAGAACGAUUUCCAGAGCGCGUGGGAACGGAAAAAGGACGUGCCCCGCGAGCGUGGCGGGAAGGAACACGGGCAGUACGUCGAGAUCAAGCGGGACACCAGGACCUUCAAGAAGGGCCCCGAGAUGGUCAAGGUGGAGAACCUCGCCAUCAACCUGACCAGCGGGGCGGAGCACGACAGGGAGGAGGCCGAGCGGAAGGAGGAACGCAGGAAACUGUUGGCGAAACAGAAUCAGUUGCCCGCCUGGCACACGAACAGUGCGAUCGGCCCUUCGAACGGUGCCGGCGGUGCAGCAGCCGUCAAGGUCGAAUCGGGUACGGGGACCGGUACGGGGACACCGGAGUCGGGAACCAACGAGAUCAUGGCGGCGCCGAAAAAGGAAGAGGAAGAGGAAGAAGACAAGAAGAACUUGGACAUCAUUACGGACGCGGCGGCGACUGCUACGACAACGACGACGACAAAUUCAACCCUCCAAGACGAAGUGGCGGCUUACAUGGCCGAAAUGGAACGAGAAAGACUCGAGGCCGAGAAGCGGGCCAAGGAAGAAGACGAAGACGAAGAGGAUGAAGAUGACGAUUUGGAGUUUGAGGACGUUGAUGUCGUUGGCGGCGGUGGUGGUGGUGGUGGUGGUGGUGGUGCGGGAACGACGAGUAACGUAGGGACCCCGGCCAGCUUGGACGUGAAACCCGUCAACGGCGUCAAGAGGGAAUUCGACGACGAGAGUGGACCGAGUAGCGAUGCCAACACGCCCGCGAGUUUCGGCGGUGACGGACGAGGAGAUAACAAGAGGGUCAAGUUUGAGAAUGGAGUGACGGCGGCGACAGCAAAUGUCAAGGUUGAGGAUGACGCGGGCACGACCACGACGGGUGGUGGCGUCGAUGGCGAUUCGGAUGAAGAUGAAGAUUUCGAAGAUGCCAUGUAAUACUUUUUUUUAGAAAGAAAAAUAAUCAUGAAUCAAGAAAAACACAAGAGACGUGACUAUAAAAGUCACCAAUCAGUAUGGUGUUGAUAUUG
Molecule: messenger RNA, 1990 nt
Organism: Exophiala oligosperma
Lineage: Eukaryota; Fungi; Ascomycota; Eurotiomycetes; Chaetothyriales; Herpotrichiellaceae
Exons: 1
Coding region: 405-1898 (497 amino acids)
Biological process (GO): transcription open complex formation at RNA polymerase II promoter; transcription initiation at RNA polymerase II promoter
Cellular component (GO): transcription factor TFIIE complex
Source: RefSeq, a predicted model, not a curated record